GUACGGACUGGAGUUUACAAAACAAUGUGGUCGUUUGAAGACCUGAUGACAAGUCUGAGAGACUGUGUGAUCACCGAGGAUCAAGCAGCUGAAAAUGUCCGCCAAACACUCAGGCUGUUUUCUGAUAAACUGUCUGAAUCCUCCAGGAGCAGUGUAAAAAGAUGUAAGGAGCGCUGUUUAGAGGAGGCUGCUCAGCUGCUGAGACAGCUCCCAGAGGCGCAGCUUGCUGGUUUAGAGGAGAGCCAUCUCCUGCUUCUUGUCAGACUCCUCAUCUCUAUGCAGUUGCAGAUGGUCAACAUUUCCACAGCCUGUCGUAAAGUGGACCAGAUGCUGCAACAUCUGGCAAAGGUGGAUGACCAGUUGGUUUUUAGAGAAACCCAUAACUGCUUGCACUCCAUGGUCCACACUGAACAGAUUUUGUCUUUUGAGGAUCUGCAGAGAGCCUGUAUGUUCCUGGAAGACAGCGCUGUUGGUCGUAAGGUGUGGGGAGAGUCAUACCUGUCCCUGCUGAAUAAAGUGUCCGAGUUAUUCCCCAUUGUACUGCAACAAGAAUCCCUGAGAGAUGGACCUCUGUGUUACAUUGCUGUCAAGGUGUGCUUGCAGACAUUUCAGCUGUUGUCCAGUGAAGUGGCUCCUCUAGUGUGGGACACAGAGCACGGGAGCCCAGCAGUGCAGAAGAUCUUGCAGGCUCUUAUGGACAUAAUACUUGGACAGUGCUGCAACAGGGACACUCGUCUUUUGGCAGGCACUGCUGUGGCCAUGCUGAUCAACACAGCGUCAGAGAGCAGAGCUGGAGGAGCUGCUGCUUGGAGUCUGCUACAGGUCUCUGACUUAGAGCCCUGGCUGCUGACUGUUGGCGCUCUCCAGGUGCAGUGCACUCCUACAGGGAAGGACGGAGUGGACAGGCUGGCUGUGAGCAGGGGUCUCCUGACCUGCUGUCGACCUCACAUCUUGCUCAGUUCACAUGUGGAUGCCACAGAAAUGUGUUUACUGCUGAAAGGUUUGUUUCCCCUGGUCUAUGCUCUGUGUGAGGAGAAGCUGGACUGUCACUACUUUGCCUUUGAAGUGUUAACACUAUGGCUGAAGAAAGUUAAAGAAUGUCUGGCUGAUAUCUGGAAGAUGACAGGUGUCCGCCUUCUGCCUGACAACGGCAACCUGCAGCAACAGCUCGUUCACAUUAUCUGGACCAAUGCAGAAAGCCCAGUAGAGGGUGUGUCAGAAUUUGUGCGCAGUGCCUUUUGUCUGCUGCUGGACCUCUAUAAGAUGGACUGUGAGCAGUUGUGUGCCACAGAGAAGACUCUUUAUUUCACUCUACUUCAGCGAAUAAUCAAACUACCUUGGGAAGCCAAAGCCAAAUAUCAUCGCCUUUGUGCCUUACUGCCAUAUCUGGGUACUGACAAGGUGCUGGAUCAAUAUGCUGACAUACCCAAUCAUCUCCUGAAGUGCUUGUCAACCAAUCACCUGUCACCAUGUGGAUCAGAGCUUUACAAGUGUCUGAUCCAGCAGCAGAGACAAGAGCUAUGUGAAGUCUCGCAAAAGUCUGAUUCACACACUGAGCUGGAUCUGGCCAAUCAGUGGGCGAGGCGUUGGCAGCCCGUCCUUCACAAGGCGCUGACGUCUGAUGUGACUCUUCUACAGAACAACAGCUCAACACACUUACUUCCCUGCACCUUUCAAGUCUUCCCUUCUGCUGUGGACGCUCUGCUGGCCUCUCUGGACCCAUUCGCCCCCGGACACCUCUACGCGUGGGCCUGCAUCAUGAGCUCCUAUCGAACCACAACCGGAGCCUCUCCCUGGGCUCUCUCGGGUAGCUCAACCCUAGAAACCCUCCAGCUAGCUCUAGGAUCUGCAGAUGACAAAGUCCGCCUCGCUGCUCUCAACCUUCUGUGCUGCAGCCCCAAGACCAAAGACACUCCAACCUCGGACGAGAUGUCAAUAAUGAAGAUGUUUAUUCCUCAGAACCUAAACUGCGAGUCCUCGCCUUUUCGCCAGCAUUUUCAGGCUGGAGUGAAGAGGUUUCUUGUCCGUAUCAGGGAUGGCUGCUUAGCACAUGUCAGAGGACAGAAGGGCAAAAAGAAAGGAGAUACCAGCCACUCAGAGAGACCACAGGAUACACUGGAGCAGGGAAUAGGGUUUGUGGAAUGGUUGGGUCAACUUCCAUACUGCUAUCUAGCACCAGGACACAGUUAUCAGAGGAAGAAGACUGUGUUGCUGUUGCUGUCUGCAGUGCUGGAGACCUGCACAGACACUUGGAGCCCAGACAGAAAGAAAGGACAACCUCCAGCGAAUAUGGGAUCUCUUAUUAACUGUGCCAGACAAAGAGGACAGUGGGAUUUCUUCUGCAGGACAAAACAGCUGGUCCUUAUCAGCUGUUUGGAGGAUUCUACAAAUGAGAUCCGGGAGCUCUCAGCUGACUUACUGUUGAGAUUUUUCCCACCCAGCUUCCCAGAUGAUAUCGCUGCAGUGCUGCUCGUGCGAACCAGGCAGCUUCUGUGCAGUCCUCGGGUGCAGGAGGCUCAGAUGGGAGCACUGAUGAUGAAGGUCCUCCUUCAGAAAUCACCAGACCAGCCUGAAGAUUGCAGGCUCAGCAGUGACAUUACUGUCAGUGAUGUUAAUAACCACAAGGCCUCCCGCAUGAUCAGACUUCUAGUGAAGGAGCUGGAGGAGCAUUAUCUGAUAGCUAAGGCUGAAAUGAUGCUUGCUGCCAGAACCAAGCCCAUACAUGGUAUUGUAAGUGCCCUCCAGAGGUGUUUGCUUGAGGCAGGCAGCAGCGUCUAUGACAUACUUGACCAUAGUCUGGCCAUUGAGGUCCUGGGCCUGCUGGAGAACAUCUCUCUGCUGCUGCUGGGUGUUCUGUACGGAGACCAUGAUGCUUGUGCCACUGAAAAAGAUGCCCCUCCUUCUUUUUGUGAUAUGGGAAACGCCAUCAGCUCGCUGAUAGCCCAGACAUCUGGAGGAGGCCAAGGCGAUGGCGAGGAGUGUGUCCUGCUGUCUGAAGAGCACAGUCUCGUUCUCACCUGCUGCUGGGUCUCCCUCAAGGAAAUAGGAAUCUUUUUAGGUUCUCUGGUGGAGAAAGUUCUCACUGAAUUCAAACCCGGCAAGCACCUUCUAGAAAAAGAGGAUCUGAUAAGAGCUUCAAAAAUAUUCAAGAAUAUUCUUCUUAAAUGCCGUCACUGGGGGGCAGUAGAGGGAUGCUGCAUAGGCUUCACCAAGUUCUGUGCCUGUCUUUUGAGUAGCAAUGAUCCAGAGCUUAUGGAUAUCCCAACGCACAUGCUGAAACAAGGAUUGCAGGUUGUUCAGUGCCCUCGCUCUACAUCUGUGACCCGGCGGGCUGCAGGUUUGCCCAUGCUCAUCCUCUGUGUUGUAUCAGCGGAGGAGGCCAGUAAGGCAAGGCCACUGUUAGCCCACAGUAUGCAAACCUUACUGGAGACAGCCAGAACGCCUCUGCCUGAGAACUGGGACCAAACACUGGACCUGCCACAGGUGUGUGCGGUUCACACUCUGCAGGCCCUGGUGCGUGGCUCAGGUCUUGGAGUAGCUGUCCUUCAGUUUGCUCCUGCUGUAGCCAUCUUGUCUCUCACUCUGCUCAGUUCUCCCUGCUGGGCCAUGAGGAAUGCUGCUCUGCAACUUUACAGUUCUCUUUGCUCACGGAUGCUCGGCCAGCGGCCCAGCAGUGAGGACAGUGGCCCUACCCAGCAUGGCAUGUCCCCUCCUGCCUUCUUCUUCCACUACCCUGCGCUCCAGCCCUUCCUCCUAGGCGAGCUGAAAGGGGCAGCACAAGGCCUGCAGGGUGGACCUAAUGAGGCCAAGCUACAUCUUCAACCCUCGCUCUACCCUGUCCUCACUCUGCUAUCCCAACUCCAGCCUGGUGUCCAAGACUCAAAAGAAACUUUGUCAGACUUCCUGCCUCCUUUACUCCAGCUGUCUGCCAGUCCUAUUUACAGUGUGAGAGUGAUGGCUUCUAAGGCUUUGGUUGCCAUGACUCCCCCCUCAGAAUACAUGAACAUCCUCAUCAAACUGACGGCUCAGCUGCCCAGUCCACAGGAGCGCUGCUUUCACAACCAGCUCCACGGACAGCUGCUGCAGAUCAAAGCUCUUGUAGAGAGAGCUCUCUGCACAGACAGUGCCCCAUCAGCUGCCCUGUCUGAGGUGCUGAGCAGGAUGGAUGCCUCUCUGUGGCUGGUGACUGAUGCUCAACGCUGUCCCUUAGUGAGAGCUGUCUACCUCGGAGUGGCAGGCUCACUAAGAAGAUUCUGCUGUGAUACCUAUCUGUCGAAGCUCAGUGACACACUCAUGCAUGGCCUCCAUACACCCAAAACAGGGCUUCAGGUUGGUUUGUCAUCCUUCCACCAACAAGCCAUCCACUUUCUAUGUGCAGAUCUAAAGUGGGCAUGCCAGAUCUGGAACAGCUUCUCUGCAGCGAGCCCUGACCUGAAGCUGUCACUGGUUACGUGGGUGGUGGAAGGGCGAGGUUUGCAGCAGACCAGCUUGAAAGAGGUGAUCCAGAGGGUGUUGCAGUCAGACCUGAUGGAGGCAUUGUUGAGCCACAGUGUGGAGUACCGCAGGACCUACCUCGCAGCCCUGGUAGCAGUAAUGGCCGGAGGUGAUUCUACUUUACCCCAGCAUCUUCCUCAGUCGCCCCCACUGGAGGAGCCAGUUCUGCCUGAGUGUCUGGAUUUGUUGCUUGGGGACCUGGAGAACCAGCGAGGCGGGCCAGAGUUUCUGUCCCAGGCUCUGUGUGCUGCUAGUCUGCUGCUUUCCCGGUGUCUAAAGAUAUCCGUGCUGCUGCGCUGGUGUAGCGUACUGGAAUGCCACCGGUCCCCAGACAUACCUGAAGUGCUCAGGAUGGCGUGUGCUGAAGCUCUGUGUGUGGCAGGAGUUCCACUUAUGAGCCACAACCUGAGAAAACACAGCACUGCCAUCACGCUCAGGUUGAUCAACACAGGCCUUUACUUGCUGCAGGACCAAAGCCAGCAGGUGAGGAUGAAAGCGGCUUGUUUUACCUCCAUGCUGCACCAUUCGAGAAGAGGGGAAGGCCAGAGGAGCGUCUACCUUAUGCAGGUCAACCAGGCUCUGCCGCUCCUGCUGGAGGAAUGCGUCGAUACUCCCGGCACAUUGGAGGUCCUGCUGUGUCACCUGCCUCAGUCUGACCUCAGAUGUUUGCUGAGAGAGAUUUCAGAGACAGGGUGUUCCAGUCUGUAUGAGCAGGAUGAGGCCAAUGUGUUUGCAGAGCCCUCUGUGAUGUCAACACACGUGCUGCCUUACCUGCUGCAGAUGGCUGAAAAAUACUCUGAAUCCUCUGCUUUGGUACAGAGCCUGAGUGCAUGGGCAGAGCAGAGUGCUGCACAGGUGCCAGACAGCCUAGCAGUGUGCAAAGAGCUUCAGUCAGAGACACUGACCCCGGCCUGGCUGGCUCUCCUCACGAACCCCCGCUUCCACAACACCCUGUGCGGCCUGUUCACCAGGGCUGCCUUCCUCCUCCGACUGUUGAAAACAUCUAAUGAUGUGCGACACCUUUGUGAUCCUUCAUCCCUGCACACAAAUUUACAGGAAGUUUGUGGUCUGCUCAGUCAGAACGGUGUCCACUUUCCAUCUGCUUUAACAGCUGCUGUGGCUGGAGAGCUGCCACUGUGACAGAACGGAGGAGCUUUUUUUGUAACACUCAAUGAGUAAAGCCUCUUGGCCGAUGUGGCCCAGGAUAAAAUUACCUUAUGGCAUUUUCAUGUGCUGCUUUAGUCUUGAAUGAGUAUUGCAAGUGCUGAUGCUGCAGGACACCAGUACUUGGCAGGCUAUCUGAGUUAUGUAAGAGUUCCAUGACUAGGACUACUUGUAUCCAUCGUCAUAUCACCUACAUACUGGAGGCACCCACUGACCGUUAUGUGCCAGGUGCACUUGAGGAGGACUGUGUAGCAAAACAGGUGUUCCUCAUAACCUCUGUUUUUGCUGCAGUGCUUACUGAGUUUACAUUUUCUAGAGCUUUAUUCAUUUUUAGUAUAAAGCUUUUUUUAAUGCAGAAGUACAACCACUAGGGUAUCCCCACUUCUGUCUUUAUGAUCACCACCACCCAAAGCAAUAUGCUCAUUCUUAUUCCCAGAGCAAUUCUCCUCUUUUCUGUUGUUGUAUGCCGUUUCUCGUGUCUCAGCAGCAGCAGCAGUAACAGUAGCAGGGCUCAGACUGAUGCAGUGAUGUAAUGCAACAGCAUCUGGAGAAAUUGGCUUCUUGGUGCCCAGCAGGGGAAUAUAGUGUACGCUUUAAUGCUCCAUUAGAGGCCUUUGGCCUUGAUAAGUGUCCAUUUACCAACCACAUGAGGGCUGAACAUGAUUGACUGGAUCUGAUAGAGGGCUGGUGGUUGCUCCGCAACAGACCACACACUAGAGCAGUCUUACAUCACCAGAUAGCCCAUUGCUUCUGUUUGAGAUGGGCGGCUCUCAGUAUUAGACAAACACCGACAUGAAGGAGAUUGCACAUGGUAUGAAUGACCAUAUUAGUCGAUUAAAUGUAAGUUAAAUGUACGUGGGACUUUUAUUGUUGUAUCUUCACAACCUUUAUUUUCUCUGGAUAUGGUAUUGGCAAACGUAGUUAAAUCCUCAGAAUGGACACUUUCUAAACAAGCAAUUUAUUAGAAUCUAAGUAUAAACCAGUGCAGUUAGUUUAUUUUUUGUUUUUUCAUAUACCUCAGCAUAUAAGGUACCUCUACUUCAGAUAAGGUUGCCAUUGUGUAUGCAUGAGGCAUUGUGCAUCUAGAUUAUGCAACAGCUAUGACAUCAAGCUUACUGAUGAUUCAUAGAUAAAGCUUAUGCAAUGUAUUUCCUUAUGACCCAUGCCAAAAUUAACACACGUAGAGCGUGUAGAGCUCUAUGAGAUUAACAGGUACCUCAAAGGAAGCUACAAGUGGUUCUUGUUGAGAACAUGACACAGAACAUUAAGUGACCAACAAGGUAAUCCUAAAUAAUGAAAACUGGACUGCUGAAUCAUCUUAUCAAGGAGUUUCCUAAAGUUUACGCCACACUGAAUCACAGCUACACUAUUAACUGAUGGAAAAUGUCUGCUGUUGAGAGAACGCCUGUUAUCAGGCAAAAACAAUCAACAUGCCUGAAAACAAAGGCUUAAUUAUAAGGAAAAGAUAUUUUACUUUUUAUUCAUCUAUCAGACUCUAUUUGAACAAGGUGAGCAAAUGAUGUCAUCUGUCUUGACCCUGAAAACAAAUUUUGAGAAGUGUGUUUAAAGAGCAAAGGCUGGAAAUUGCCUGAAGGCAAAUUGUGUAUAAAACUGUAAAAUGACCAUCUGGCUUAAUAAAAGCCUUUUCUGUCGUUACUGGGAGUGCAGAGUCUCUGGACCCUCAGUAAGGCUGCAUCCUCCUAAUGAAAUGAUUAACUAUGGCAACAGGGAAAAAGGCCAAGUAGGUACAACCACUUUUAUUUGGUGUGGGUGUAUGUGUGUGCACGCAUACAGACGUAUGCACCAUUUGGAGCAUGAAAAAGUGUUUUUCCACUGUUGGAUUCUGAACUCUUAAGGUUAAAAAAAGGUCAAGAGUGCAUAUUUUUUUAUUCUACAAAAUGGAGUUACAGAAAAAAAAAAUCUUAAUGAAUUAAAUCCAUUUAAAAAGA
This is a messenger RNA of Toxotes jaculatrix (banded archerfish), 7607 nucleotides long. Its product is annotated as thyroid adenoma-associated protein homolog. Gene Ontology annotation, cellular component: cytosol. Gene Ontology annotation, biological process: tRNA methylation. Bases 25 to 5634 code for a protein of 1869 amino acids. The record is from RefSeq and is a predicted model, not a curated record. The transcript is spliced from 31 exons. Lineage: Eukaryota; Metazoa; Chordata; Actinopteri; Toxotidae.